This is a messenger RNA of Electrophorus electricus (electric eel), 3999 nucleotides long. The record is from RefSeq and is a predicted model, not a curated record. Lineage: Eukaryota; Metazoa; Chordata; Actinopteri; Gymnotiformes; Gymnotidae.
GUCGCGAACCGGAGGUGACGUGGAUUUCGGACCAAACCCCAGGUCAUCUCGUUAAACGGACCCGUUGUAAACUGCAGAUGGGUAGUUGGUGUCGGCAGGGGUUUAAAAUUACAGUUGAAUGUGGGCAUCGUCACGAGAUGAUGAUAAUGCUGCUAGUGAUGAUUUCGGCUGCGCUCUUAGAGAUUAUCAAAACAACCGGCUAAUGUUGGUGCUACUGCUGGGACUGCCCACCCUUGCGUAGCUAGCGAGCUCUGAUUGUCCUACUUGAGUACAUUAACCUAACGGUCGUUUUAUUGAUUUAUUUGGGUUCAUGGAGCACGUCUGGAUUCAUUUUUAUUGCUAAAUGUGUUAGAUAAAUACUUGUGAUUAUUGUAGGGAGGCGGUUCCCUUGGCUAGCUAGCAGCCUCAGUUUUCGUUCUCUUGGCUCCAAGAAUGUCUAUAUUGACAGUGUAUUUAAGGAAUAUGAAGCUGAGACUGGGUCUUUUGAGAGAGAUGGGCCGGCAGUAUCCUGUGUUUUGCUUUUUACUUAUCCUCCUGCUUCUAUCUACUAUUCUAUUAAACAGAUAUCUUCACGUUAUCAUAAUUUUCUGGUCAUUCUUAGCGGGAAUGGUUAGCUUCUAUUGUUCAUUAGGGCCAGAGACAUUGUUACCCAAUAUCCUUAUAACGUUAAAGCCGAAGAAAAAGCCAGAACAGCAAGAGCUGUUUCCUUUGGCUCACAGUUGUGCUGUGUGCGGGAAAAUAAAAUGCAAAAGACACAGACCAACAUUGCUUCUUGAAAAUUAUCAGCCAUGGCUGGAUUUAAAAGUCCACUCCAAGGUUGACGCAUCUCUUUCCGAGAUUCUUGAACUGGUCCUUGAAAACUUUGUAUACCCAUGGUACAGAGAUGUUACAGAUGACGAGGCGUUUGUGGAUGAACUCAGAUUGACCUUGAGAUUUGUAACUGCGGUGUUGGUCCGCCGAGCUCAGAGAGUAAAUAUUCCUUCUCUCAUAACACUAAAGCUGCUUAAAGUUGCCAUGAAACACAUUGAAAUUAUUGCCAAAGCAAGACAAAAAGUGAAUUCGGAGGACCUGCAGCAGGCUGCGUUGGAGGAGUAUGGUCCCGACCUACACUUUGCCUUACGAAGCAGAAGGGAUGAGUUGUCUAGCCUUCGAAAACUCACUGAGAUGCUGUUCCCAUACAUCUUGCCUCCAAAAGCAACUGAUUGCAGGUAAAGCUAUAUCUCUACUCUUCUGAUAAGAGAAGUUCUUGCUGGCUCUGUUAUCCUUCCCUCCAUGGAUUACUUGGCUGAUCCUGAUACUGUGAACCACUUACUUCUUAUUUUCAUUGACAACUCUCCACCAGAGGCUGCCACUGAACCUGCCUCUACGCCUGUCCCAUUCCUGCAAAAGUAUGCAGAUGCGCGUAGUAGGAAACCUUCUGUUUUAAAACUAGAACUUCAGGAGAUCCGGGAGCAGCAAGACCUGCUGUUUCGCUUCAUGAACUUCCUGAAACAAGAGGGGGCUGUUCACGUACUCCAAUUCUGCCUCACUGUGGAAGAAUUCAAUGAUAAGAUCUUGCCAGAACUGUCUGAUACAGAAAAGCUAAUGCUACAUGAGGAGGUGAAAAAAAUAUAUGAAACAUACUGCCUCGAUGAGAGCGUUGACAAAAUACGCUUUGACCCUUUCAUUGUGGAGGAAAUUAAAAACAUUGCUGAAGGACCGUAUGAUGGCGUGGUGAAACUGCAGACUAUGCGCUGCCUGUUUGAGGCCUAUGAGCACGUACUCUCUCUGUUGGAGAAUGUCUUUACUCCAAUGUUCUGCCAUAGCGAUGAGUAUUUUAGGCAGCUGUUGAGAGGGGCAGAAUCCCCAAUCAGGAACUCCAGACUUAGCAGAAAUAGCGUGAGUUUGGAUGACAUCCGGAACACAUCCAAGCGAGGAGAAUCAUUUGGGAUUAGCCGCAUUGGCAGUAAGAUUAAAGGGGUUUUCAAGAGCACAACCAUGGAAGGGGCCAUGCUGCCCUCUUGUGGACCUGCAGAAGGAGAGGAUGAUAUGAGGAGGGCAAUCAUGGUUAUGGAGGAUGACUCCCCAAUGGAGGUUGUCAGUACUCCAAGCACCCCUCGCAACCUGGCCGCCUGGGUGAUCACCAUCCCCUAUGUUGACUUAUUUGAUGAUGAUGUGAAAAAAGAGAGGAUUCCAGUGUAUUGCAUAGAUGUGGAGCGGAAUGACAGGAGGGCAGUGGGUCAUGAAACGGAACAUUGGUCUGUGUACCGAAGAUACCUUGAGUUUUAUGUGCUUGAAUCUAAACUCACAGAGUUUCAUGGCUCAUUCCCUGAUGCACAACUUCCUUCCAAGAGGAUAAUUGGACCCAAAAACUAUGAGUUUUUAACAUCCAAACGUGAGGAAUUUCAAGAAUAUCUACAGAAACUCUUGCAGCACCCAGAGCUCAGCAACAGUCAGCUGCUGGCAGACUUCCUGUCCCCUCACAGCAUGGAGUCCCAGUUCCAUGACAAGAUGUUGCCUGAUGUCAAUCUUGGGAAAAUAAUCAAGUCUGUGCCUAGCAAAUUGAUCAAGGAGAAAGGGCAGCACCUGGAGACGUUCAUCCAGGCCUUCUUCAACUCCUGCGAGUCCCCAAAGCCUAAACCCAGCCGUCCAGAGUUGACUAUUCUCAGCCCCACGUCUGAGAACAACAAAAAGCUUUUCAAUGAGCUUUACAAAAACAACGCAAACCGCUCUGAGGUCACGGAGAAGAGGCACAACCAGAAUUAUUUCAUGGAGAUGAUCACUGUGGAAGGAGUUUAUGACUACUUAAUGUUUGUAGGUCGAGUGGUGUUUCAUAUGCCUGAUUGGUUGCAUCAUCUCCUAAUGAGUGGGCGCAUCCUGUUCAAGAAUACACUGGAGGCUUACGCUGACUACUACCUGCAAAACAAACUGGACCAGGUAUUUCAGGAGCAUCGUGUGGUUUCCCUCAUCACUUUGCUCAGAGAUGCUGUUUUUUGUGAGAACAGUGAGCCACGAUCUUUUGAAGACAAACAAAAGAGCCAAAAAACCUUUGAAGAAAUGAAGAAUUACAUUCCAGAUCUUCUUGGGAAAUGCAUUGGAGAAGAGAGUAAGUAUGAGGGAAUACAGCUUCUGUUUGAUGGACUUCAGCAGCCAGUUCUCAACAAGCAGUUGACAUAUAUCUUGCUUGACAUAGCAGUUCAGGAGCUGUUCCCUGAAUUAAACACAGUACAGAGAGAAACAUCUGUAUUUUCCUCAUGGAUAUAGAACACUCACCUUUGGAUGUUUCCACCCAUCUGUAUCUCCUGUAUAUGCAGCAUCCUACAGUAAUGUCAGCAACUACAUUGCCCAGAGAAACUUUGUCCCAUACCAUAGGUGUAGUCUGGGGGGCCAUGGGCUGAGGUGGGGGGUCAAUAAUUCCUGCUCUCACUACUCUCAGAAUGUUAGGUUGGGGGGUGGUAGUAGUGCCCCCGCCCCCAAUUGAAUUGAAACCUUUGCCACUGUCCCAUACCAUUUAUAGGUCAUAGCAUGUAAUGUCUUUUAAUGGGCACUGGGUGUGGUAAGCAUAUGGAGAGUGGAUGUACUGAACAGGCUGGAGAUGUCCCUGGUUCCCACUAUGUCUUGGAAACAAGAAUACUAGCAGAAGUGUCUCUUGAGCAAGUUUCUUAGAGUUAAUCUCCAAAAUACUGAAGAAAGUGGUUCCAAUGUAAUUGAAGUCUUUAAAUGGUUUUAACAUUUAAAUUAUUUAUAUUUGCUGUUCUGCUGUUUUGAUACACGGGGGGAGGAAUUGUUGUAUUUGGCAUCUGAGUUUGUGAUGUUAAAAAUCUAACUGUGGCUUAACCAAGAAAAGGUAACUUGCCUAAUCAAUCUGUAACUGAGCAAAAACUGUAGUGACAUACUGAACUACUGUGAGCUAAUGAGCUUGGCUCAAUACCAUAACAUUGCGAUCUCAUAGUAAAAGAAUUAUGAUGAAAGUGCUGUUGGGAAUUGUAACUAAUAAAACAUUUUAACAAGCCUCUCAAA